This is a messenger RNA of Fukomys damarensis (Damara mole-rat), 4893 nucleotides long. It is a transcript of the gene Vangl1, whose product is annotated as VANGL planar cell polarity protein 1. Gene Ontology annotation, cellular component: plasma membrane. The record is from RefSeq and is a predicted model, not a curated record. The transcript has 8 exons. The coding region runs from base 264 to 1838 and encodes 524 amino acids. Lineage: Eukaryota; Metazoa; Chordata; Mammalia; Rodentia; Bathyergidae. Gene Ontology annotation, biological process: multicellular organism development.
UCCCGCGCCGUCUUUGAACUACCCCCAAGCAACGCGCCCAGAGAAGUGUGAAGCUUUAUAAAAAUUUAAACGCGUCCGUGGUGGAGGCAGGAGUGGGGCGGAGCCGCGGCCUGGCCGUUCUGUGAUGAGCUGAAUUGUUCCUGCUGAUGAGUAGCUCCUCUUCUGAUCCGGACUCCUUGAGCCUUUAGAAGCUUAGAAGGUGAAAUUGUCUACCUCUAAAGAGAAACAGUGCCUACUCCUUCAAGACGCAUCUCUCCAUUGCUAUGGAUACCGAAUCCACAUACUCUGGGUAUUCAUACUAUUCAGGCCAUUCAAAAAAAUCUCACAGACAAGGGGAGAGAACUAGAGAGAGACAUAAAUCGCCCCGGAAUAAAGAUGGCAGAGGAUCAGAAAAAUCUGUCACCAUUCACGCUCCCACUGGAGAGCCCCUGUUGGCAAAUGAUUCUUCUAGGACUGAGGAAGUUCAGGAUGACAACUGGGGAGAGACCACCACGGCCAUCACAGGCACCUCAGAGCACAGCAUUUCCCAAGAGGACAUUGCCAGGAUCAGCAAGGACAUGGAGGACAGUGUGGGGCUGGAUUGCAAACGCUACUUGGGCCUCACCAUCGCCUCGUUCCUUGGACUUCUAGUUUUCCUCACCCCCAUUGCCUUCAUCCUGUUGCCCCCGAUCCUGUGGAGGGAGGAGCUGGAGCCUUGUGGCACAAUUUGUGAGGGACUCUUUAUUUCUGUGUCGUUCAAACUCCUCAUUCUGCUCAUCGGGACCUGGGCACUCUUCUUCCGAAAGCAGAGAGCAGACAUGCCCCGGGUGUUCGUGUUCCGUGCCGUUUUGUUGGUCCUCAUCUUUCUUUUUGUGGUUUCCUAUUGGCUGUUUUAUGGGGUCCGUAUUUUGGACUCACGGGACCGAAAUUACCAGGGCAUCGUGCAAUAUGCCGUCUCCCUCGUGGACGCCCUCCUUUUCAUCCACUACCUGGCCAUCGUCCUGCUGGAGCUCCGGCAGCUGCAGCCCAUGUUCACGCUGCAGGUGGUGCGCUCCACUGACGGGGAAUCCCGCUUCUACAGCUUGGGCCACAUGAGUAUCCAACGAGCAGCUCUGGUGGUUCUGGAAAAUUACUACAAAGAUUUCACCAUCUAUAACCCAAACCUCCUAACAGCUUCCAAAUUCCGAGCAGCCAAGCACAUGGCCGGGCUGAAAGUGUACAAUGUAGAUGGCCCCAGUAACAAUGCCACUGGUCAGUCCCGGGCUAUGAUUGCCGCAGCCGCCCGGCGCAGGGACUCAAGCCACAAUGAGUUAUAUUAUGAAGAGGCUGAGCAUGAGCGUCGGGUAAAGAAGCGGAGAGCAAGGCUGGUGGUGGCGGUGGAAGAGGCGUUCAUCCAUAUCCAGCGUCUCCAGGAUGAGGAGCAGCAGAAAGCCCCAGGGGAGGUGAUGGACCCCAGGGAGGCGGCGCAGGCCAUCUUCCCGUCCAUGGCCAGGGCACUACAGAAGUACCUGCGAACCACUCGCCAGCAGCACUACCACAGCAUGGAGAGCAUCCUGCAGCACCUGGCCUUCUGCAUCACCAACAGCAUGACCCCUAAGGCCUUCCUAGAACGAUACCUCAGCGCAGGCCCCACCUUGCAGUAUGACAAAGACCGCUGGCUCUCUACGCAGUGGAGACUUAUUAGUGACGAGGCCGUAACUAACGGGUUACAGGAUGGAAUUGUUUUCGUCCUUAAAUGCUUGGACUUCAGCCUCAUCGUCAAUGUGAAGAAAAUUCCAUUCAUCAUACUCUCUGAAGAGUUUAUAGACCCCAAGUCUCACAAGUUUGUCCUUCGCUUACAGUCUGAGACAUCAGUUUAAAAGUUCUAUAUUUGUGGCUUUAUUAAAAAAAAAAAAAGAAUAUAUAUAGAGAGAUAUAUAUGUCCAGAGGGGUGUCUUUUUUCUAAAUUUUUUUACUCUUCGUUGCUGACUGAAGUUGGCAGAUGAUAGACCAGUAUCCUUUGACCAUCUGCACUUUAUUCGGAAGGAAGCGGGGGUGUCCACCUUGAUGGAAAGUGACUGGGGACACCUUGACUUUCGUAGAUGGGACUUCUGGAGAAGCCGACGCUGUAAACCAAAGCGGAGCUGCUAUGUCCUUGGGAGCCUCGCCUUAUAACUGGUCCCUGACUCUCAGCCAGACCCACAGCCCCAUCGCUUCUGGCCGACCACCUCAAAGAUUCCAGGGGACCCAUCUCUCUCCUGUUCCAGGAGCUCAGACACCGCGCCUCUGUGUGUUUGCGCGUGCGUCAUUGUCCUCAUCACCACGUUCCCUGUGGGAGUUGGAGCUGUGUAGGAGUCGCCUGCCUUCCUCUUUGUUCUUUGUUGCCUUAGAUUCCUCAGAAAAAUCCCAACAAAAAAUGUGCACUAUCAGGUUACAGCUCAUAAGUGAUUUGCUUUUAUUUUUUCCCAAAGAAACCUACCAGCCAUGUUUCUGAUCCCGUUCUGCUCCUAGCCCUGGGACUUCCCACCCUGGCUCCACUCCACCUGCCCACCCUAGCAGACAUGCCACUGCCCCUCCUGGUGUGUAGCCCUGGCCAGAGCUGCUGGACCGGCUCUCCAUGUGUGCCCACAAGCCCUCUGCAGUCUCGGCGCCACGCCACCCGUCCGAGACUGUCCCACCACGGGGAAGUACAGCAUGGCCUACCGGGUAGAAGACUGGAGAGCCAGCCAGCCAGCCAGCCGGAGUGCCUCUUUUAGGCUGCAGCCAAAGCUUACCCUUCCCGAUCCUCCCCCUGCUCCACACCAACCAGCGGGGUCUAACACUGUGACUCUGGGGUUGGCAGGUGCCUCUUGGAGCCACCUGAUUUCCCAGGGAGGUGAGUUUUCACAUAGCUUAUCCCAAGCUGUCCUGCCAAGGGAGACCAAACAGUGCCGACCACGCUGGCAGCUACUGCUGUCCAGCCCUGUGUUUUCUGACCACCGCCACUGUGCACCUUAUCACCUCAGCCACUUAGUACCGGGAGAGGGGAUGGCAUGGCUCCUGCCGUGUUUUUAGUCCUUGGUCACAUGGAGGCGAAUGGAUGCUGUGGAGUUUGGAGAAAGGGGAGUAGGGAGCCAGUCUCCCGGGCUGGAAUGGUUCUUCUUUGAUCUGUUUCCUAUGGACCCCCUUGCAGUGGGUAAUCUUUGUCUCUCUUUGCCUUCCUGUGUGUGCAGCAAACCUUCAGAAAGUGUUCGCCCUCUCAGAUCUUUAUGAUAGUCGCCUUGCAUGAGGAUGAUGCUAUCAAAUACUCUGUGUAUGUGCGUAUAACCUUAUUGUUUUAUGCAUUCCACAAGUGGUACCAUGUCUUGUGUGUGAUUUUUAAAAUCUCGGUUGGCUUUCAGUAUUUGAGUACACCUGUAUCUGAAAAAGCAAACAUUGUUCUUGAGUCAGCAGCCUUCAGCUGAAAAGAUGCAUUGGAGAAAAAGGAAGAGGAAACCCAAGGCACGGCACAGAGCCAAGCUGUACUAUCUAGUGACACGGUUCUGUUUAUGAAAAACACAUAUCGUGUAACCCUGGUGCUUCUUUUCUUAGUUUUUGCCUCUAGCUCCCUUCAGACUGGAAGUUCUUUAUGAUGUCUUUCUCAGGAAGUAUUUUGGGAGAUAGGGUAAGGAGCAGUGAAUGUGUGUGAGGCCUCAGCCGCGUCAAGGGGCUGAUGUCCCAGACGACCUGCUGCACGUGAACGCGGAGCAGUUGGAGGUGCCAUAUGUGUAAAACAAUAACAGCAACAAUAACAGCACUCUUCAUCAGCGCUGCAAGAUGCUGUGCCUCCCACCCUAUUUUAAGUUGCCCGUCCAUAAGGGGUUGCGUUAGAUUCAUUCACUAUUGUUUGUACAUUCCCAGCAAGGUGAAGACAGGUUUAAAGAAAAGAACUUACUUUCUGUUCUCCUCUGACUCUGCAUAGGAGAAUGUCAGGCUUCCCGAAAUUACUGUUUCUUUUAAAAUUGAAUAUCGAUUUUGUUUUUACACUAACUUUGUGUCGAGUUCUUUCUGAAAGGAUAGCAAAAUGAACCGCAGGAUCCCUAUAAAGCCUUUGCACUUUCAACCUCUGAAGAGUUACUGGUGCAGCGGGAACCAGGUAAAUGGCAUUAAAAAAAAAAGGAAGGCUACAGAAAGCUGGACCGCACAAUUGAACACCGUAAAUUUUUAUUUCAGUUCUUGGAACCAGUAGGCUAUUCUUUUUAAAGGGGGUAAACUGUACCCUAAGGCUAGUAGAAGAUGUGUUCCUAUUAGAGGAGGCAGGAUUUCAUUUACCUUAAAUGUUUAUAGAUUUUCUAUAGCUCUCAACUUAAGUUAUUAAAAUUCUAACAUGAACUGUGAAAGAAGAACUUACUGAACAGUAUAGGUCUGAGAUUGCUGUCUUCCCUGGUGAGGUUUUAACCAGGAGGUAAUGUUUGUUCCUAAGUGUGUACUUGUAGAAAUAUGGUGAUUUUUUAAUAGAACAGGAAUGUUAAAAUUAAAAAGUGCAUUCUGGGAGUUGGAUUUGAAGGUUAUGUAGCUCAUCCUUUGUGUUUCCCGUGAAGUAGAAAUGCAUAAGCCUUUUGCUGAAGUUCAUAAAGUAGACCCUAGAGAAUGCUCAAACACCAGUUUUUUUGCCUGACUAUUAUUACCUCCCUUUCUUCUUCUCUCUCUUUCCCUUUUGAAAUCUACAAAAAGGGCAAAUUUUUGUCAGCAAAGCAUGAGAAGUAGAUGACUCUGGUGUGUUUGCCACAUUGCACUUCAUUGCAGAGGUUUGGGACUCCUUUCUAACAGAGGGGCCAGCCAUGCUGGUGCGUUGGGCAGGGAAGGGGUACUGACCAUGCCCGUCUCCAUGCAGCCUGUGGGGGCCCUCGGCUCUCCCGUUCAGCAUCUCAUUGCAUUAGGUGCGUGCAUGUAUAAAGUGGCCGUAGUUGUCUGCAA